AUGCCAGAGAUUGAUUCGGACCACCCGAACCCGUGCUAUCCGAAGGCGUGCGCCAUCCAGAGCUGCCUCACCUCGAACAGCUUCAACCAGUCCAAGUGCGAGCACCUCAUCGACGACCUCUACCGCUGCUGCGCACAGUUCUACAAGCAGCGCGGCACCGACGCCGAGGCCGACAGCUGCCCCAUCCCCUCGGUCGUCGAGCGUCGGAUAAAGAAGAUGGAGGCCGAAGGAAAGGGCGGCGACGGAGGCACCUUCCUCGAGACCCGCCGCAAGUCCGUCGGCGUGAUGCACAUCAAGGGGUUCUCUGUCGCCUAG
Molecule: messenger RNA, 315 nt
Organism: Pseudozyma flocculosa PF-1
Lineage: Eukaryota; Fungi; Basidiomycota; Ustilaginomycetes; Ustilaginales; Ustilaginaceae
Exons: 2
Coding region: 1-315 (104 amino acids)
Cellular component (GO): mitochondrial intermembrane space
Source: RefSeq, a predicted model, not a curated record